Colletotrichum lupini is the source of this 2763-nucleotide messenger RNA. RefSeq names its product FKBP-type peptidyl-prolyl cis-trans isomerase. The coding region runs from base 1 to 2763 and encodes 920 amino acids. NCBI's taxonomy places the organism in Eukaryota, Fungi, Ascomycota, Sordariomycetes, Glomerellales, Glomerellaceae. Gene Ontology annotation, molecular function: peptidyl-prolyl cis-trans isomerase activity; macrolide binding. Gene Ontology annotation, cellular component: nucleolus; chromatin. The record is from RefSeq and is a predicted model, not a curated record. The transcript has 10 exons.
AUGGCAAACACCAGUACCGAAAUGGUCAAGAUUGGGGUCUUUAUGCCGUCCGAGUGUCAGCUCCUCGACAUGGCCUGCGUAGACGUCUUGUUUAUGAUGUCGAGAGAGUACCUGGGCGGUCUGCCAAUGAUACCCAAACACAUCCCGAACGUGGCGCCAAGCGUGGAAAUCUGCUACAUUUCUGCAAAGACCAGCCCCAGCUCUAGCUCUAGCUGUAGCUCGAACUCGACCCCGGAGGCAGCAGAACACCUUGUUCCUCCUCAGCUCCCCUUGACGGCGGGCGUCAAGAUCCGGCCGACGCACGACGUCUCCAGCCCGGAGGUCCAGCCGGGCAUGCUGGAUAUCCUGCUCGUCCCCGGGCCGGAUCCGGCGGCGAGCUGGGAUGAGGAGACGUUGGCGUUUUUGAGGGGACAUGCUGAUGAGGAGGAGGGGGAGGGAGGAAAGGGAAAGAGGACGGACGUGCUGAGUGUCUGUACGGGCGCGUUCUUGUGUGGUGCCGCGGGGGUUUUGGAGGGGAGGAAGGUGUGCGGGCCGAGGGGUCUGCAGGAUGUUUUGAAGAAGAGGUUUCCGGAUGCGAGGUUUGUGGGGGAUGAGUUUCGAUGGUGUCGGGAUGGUAAUCUUUGGAGCUGUGGUGGCAUCACGAACGGGAACGAUCUGGUGGCGGCGUACGCUCGGAGCAGCGAGAGGCGCCUCUUUCCGGGGCCGAUUGUCGAGAUUGCGUGUAAGAUGGCGGAGGUUGGUGAGAGGGGCCAGAUGUAUGAGCAGGGGCAGACGAGGUUUGCUUUGGGGUUUGUGUGGCAGCUUGUCAAGGCUUGGUUUGUGAAGUCGAGUUCCCAAGGUAGAAUUUGUGUACCUACGUUAAUGACAGAGGCUGUUCUGUCUACAGGACAUGCAGGAGAGAUACCGUCCAUCUAUAACAAGCACACAGUGAUUCUUGAUAGCGCAACAAAGGUAGCUCGAAGGCACCUUGAAGGCAGCACAGACUUCGUCAACAGCAUCAGCACCGACGCCGGUGAAGACGUCGUUUUGGGCAUUUUUUGGGCAUUUUUGGGCAAGGGUCCAAUGCAGCUCCUUCCCCAGACGCACCUUCCCUGCCGUUGCGCCUUGGUUGCCAUGUGGAAAAAAAUUUCAGGCAAAAGUUCUUCGAGAACCUCGACUUUUCUGUACAACCUCCCUCUCACACUCGAAUCCCACCCCAUCUUCUUCCUCUCCCUAGUCUUUCCAUACCCCCAAAUAAUCCCUUCAAGAACGAACGGUCUUUGUUUUUCGACCUCCUUGAAGAGCAAUCAUCAACUUCCUGUCGCUCUCUACGGGCUCGAGGUCCCCGCCGGCGAGAUCCUCAUUCCCGCCAACCCCGACUUCCCUGCCACUGUCGCAACUUGCGCUGGGCGCCGGCGCAUUCCUGCUUAUUCACGGUUAACUAACCUUGGGAUUGACCAGUUCCGCAUCACCAUGGCCGCCAUUGAUCCCUCUGAGGCUCCCGAGGCCGAUGCUGAUGGCAACAUUCCUGCUGUCCCCCGCUCUACCCUUCGCCUCGUCAAGCAGCGCUUCGGUGACGACCUCGAGGCUGGCGAGGAUGACGAGAUCGAUGAGGACUACCUUCAGUCUCUCAUUGACGCCAACGGCGAUGACGACGAGUCGUCCGAUGACGAUGAUGAGCCCAACGGAGGUCCCAGCGACCCCUCCAAGUCCAAGAAGCAGAAGCAGGCUGAGGCCCUUAAGAAGCUGAUCGAGGCCGUCAACGAGGAGGAGUCUGACGAGGAGAUGGACGAUGCCAAGCCCAACGGAAAGUCUAGCAAGAAGGGCAAGGGCAAGGCCUCUGAUGAUGAGGAGGAUGACGAGGAGAGCGAUGACGACGAGGAGGGCCUUGACCUUGAGAACUUUGUCAUCUGCACUCUCGACACCGAGCGCAACUACCAGCAGCCCCUUGACAUCACCGUCCAGGAGGGUGAGAAGGUUUUCUUCGUCGUUUCUGGUACCCACACCGUCCACCUCACCGGUAACUACGUUAUCGACGACGAGGAGGAGGAGGGAUCCGACGAGGAUGAGGACGACGACGAGUACGACCUGUCACCCGAUGAGCUCGAGUACGGCAUGCCCGAUGAGGACAGCGACGACCUUGACGACACCGAGGACCCGCGCGUCAUGGAAGUCGACACCGACGAGGAGGAGGCCCCCAAGCUGGUCGAGACUGGCAAGAAGGGCAAGAAGCGCGCUGCCGAGAGCCUCGACGACCUGAUCAAGGCCGACGACGAGACCAAGACCUCCAAGAAGGACAAGAAGAAGCUCAAGAACAACAAGGGUGAGGCCGUCGCCGCCGAGGAGAAGACCACCCCCAAGUCCGACAAGAAGGUUCAGUUCGCCAAGAACCUCGAGCAGGGCCCUACCGGCUCCGCUGAGAAGACCAAGCAGGCUGGCAAGCCCGCGGGUGGCGUCAAGGUCGUUCAGGGAGUCACCAUUGACGACCGCAAGCCUGGUACUGGCCGCGCUGUCAAGAACGGUGACAGCGUCAGCGUCCGCUACAUUGGCAAGCUCGACGACGGCAAGGUCUUCGAUGCCAACAAGAAGGGCAAGCCUUUCACCUUCAAGGCUGGCAAGGGCCAGGUCAUCAAGGGCUGGGACAUUGGUGUCAUCGGCAUGGCCAUCGGUGGUGAGCGUCGUCUUACCAUCCCCGCCAACCUCGCCUACGGCAACAAGAGCCUGCCCGGCAUUCCUGCCAAGAGCACCCUGACCUUCGACGUUAAGCUCCUUGAGAUUAAGUAA